Messenger RNA from Myotis daubentonii (Daubenton's bat), 1497 nucleotides. RefSeq names its product carbonic anhydrase 9 (gene CA9). Gene Ontology annotation, cellular component: plasma membrane. Gene Ontology annotation, molecular function: carbonate dehydratase activity; zinc ion binding. Lineage: Eukaryota; Metazoa; Chordata; Mammalia; Chiroptera; Vespertilionidae. The record is from RefSeq and is a predicted model, not a curated record.
CCGUACACACCGUGUCUGGGACACCGUACAGUCAGCCACAUGGCUCCCCUGUGCCCCAGUCCCUGGCUCCCUCUGCAGAUCUCAGCUCCUGCUCCAGGCCCCACGGUGCAACUGCUGCUGCUGCUGCUGCUCUUGGUACCUACCCAUCCCCAGCGCCUAUCCCGGAUGCAGGGGACUCCCUCCAUGGGAGGAGAUUCAUCUGGGGAAGAUGAUCCACUGGGCGAGGAGGACCUGCCCAGUGAAGAGGAUCUGCCUGGAGAGGAGGACACGCCUGGAAUAAAGACUGAAGCAGAAGAGGACUCUCCAAAGAUAGAGGAUCUACCCACCGCGGCUCCCAGGGACACUCACAGGAACAACAAAGGGGAUGACCGCAGUCAUUGGCGCUAUGGAGGCGACCCGCCCUGGCCCCAGGUGUCCCCAACCUGCGCCGGCCGCUUCCAGUCCCCGGUGGACAUCCGCCCGGAGCUCACGGCUUUUUGCCCCGCCCUGGCACCCCUGGAACUCCUCGGCUUCGAGCUCCCGCCUCUUCCAGAACUGCGCCUCCGAAACAAUGGCCACACCGUGCAGCUGACUCUGCCUCCCGGGCUGGAGAUGGCCCUGGGUCCCGGGCGGGAGUACCGGGCCCUGCAGUUGCAUCUGCACUGGGGGUCUGCGGGUCGCCCCGGCUCGGAGCACACGGUUGGCGGCCACCGUUUCCCUGCGGAGAUCCACGUGGUUCACCUCAGCACUGCAUUUGCCAAAGUUGACGAGGCCUUGGGGCGCCCAGGAGGCCUGGCCGUGCUGGCCGCCUUUCUGCAGGAAGGCCCAGAAGAAAACAGCGCCUAUGAGCAGCUGCUGUCUCAUUUGGAAGAAGUCGCUGAGGAAGACUCAGAGACUUGGGUGCCAGGACUGGACAUAUCUGCACUGCUGCCCUCGGAUCUCAGCCGCUACUUCCGAUAUGAGGGGUCUCUGACCACACCCCCCUGUGCCCAAGGGGUCAUCUGGACUGUUUUCAACCAGACAGUGAGACUGAGUGCUAAGCAGCUCCACACCCUCUCUGGCUCCCUGUGGGGACCGGAGGGCUCUCGGCUACACCUGAACUUCCGAGCCACGCAGCCUUUGAAUGGGCGAACGAUCGAGGCCUCCUUCCCUACUGGAGUGGAGCGGACUGUUGAGACUGUUCAGCCAGUCCACCUGAACUCCUGCCUCGCGGCUGGUGACAUCCUGGCCCUGGUUUUUGGCAUUCUCUUUGCUGUGACCAGCCUUGCCUUCCUUGUGCAGAUGAGAAGGCAGCAAAAACAUCCAAGUGGGACCAAAGGGGCCGUUAGCUACCAUCCAGCCGAGGUCACUGAGACUGUGGCCUAGAGGCCUGGAACGUGGAGAAUGUGCAGAGAAGCCAGCCAGAGGAAUCCGAGGGGAGCUGGAGACUUCGGUCUGUCCUGCCUAUUACACCACUUCCUUUUUAGUCACCAAAGAUUUUUUUAAAAUAAAUGUUUCUAAUAAAAUAUGUGGAAGGUA